AUGGGCGGAGGCGGAGCAGAGGCACUGGAUGUGACAUCCUAUGUUGGACGAUGUGCAAUCUUGGUUUCUCAGUGCAGUGAUGUCUUGAAUGAAGCCAUAUCAACAUAUGUUGGAAAAUGGGCUCAGGAAAGCCUGCAGCUUCUAAACCAAAAGGGCAACAGGAGCAACAGUGUAGAGGAGAAUCUGAAAUUGUGGAAGGAAAUGAGUGCAGGAUCAGAGAGAGGAUUGCAGUGCUGUGUCCGUGGAAAGUUAGACAUGCAAGACCCAAACAAGUCUCUUCGAGAUCCACAAACGUCAUCUUCGUUGGUUCACAUUUACGCUCGAUUUCCAACUGUCCUAGGAAUUGUUCGGAGGGGUUUGACAAUCGAGGCAUUGGUGCAAUUUAUUCUUGAUCAGUUAACAAGAAGAUUAUUCGAACAUGAGAAAUUUGAAGCGUGGAGAGAUAUUGCAGCUGGUGAGGAAGGGCUACUUUAG
Molecule: messenger RNA, 474 nt
Organism: Dovyalis caffra
Lineage: Eukaryota; Viridiplantae; Streptophyta; Magnoliopsida; Malpighiales; Salicaceae
Source: the annotation of a GenBank genome assembly